This is a messenger RNA of Zootoca vivipara (common lizard), 4169 nucleotides long. It is a transcript of the gene BMP3, whose product is annotated as bone morphogenetic protein 3. Lineage: Eukaryota; Metazoa; Chordata; Lepidosauria; Squamata; Lacertidae. Gene Ontology annotation, cellular component: extracellular region. The record is from RefSeq and is a predicted model, not a curated record. Gene Ontology annotation, molecular function: growth factor activity; cytokine activity. Gene Ontology annotation, biological process: osteoblast differentiation.
AUGGCGGGCGCUCCCCGCGCGCUGCUGCUGCUUUGCCUUUGCCUCAGCCGGAGCCUGCUCGUGGCCCCCGGGGAGCCGGCGCUGGAGCGCUCGGGCGGGCUGCGGAAAAGAAGCCGGGCGGCGGCGUUGGCUGCAGGUGACCAGCCCGCCCCGCUCGUCGUCUCCCCAGAGGACAAGGUCUCGGAACACAUGCUCCGGCUCUACGACCGGUACAGCGGCGGUCGGCCCGAGGAGUCGGCGCCCGGCGCGCCUCAGCUGUUCCACCUCCGCGAGGGCAACACGGUGCGCAGCUUCCGAGCACUGCCAGCAGGGAUCCCUGGCAACAAAGAAGUGCGGGUUUUUAACCUGACCUCCCUCACCAAGUCUGAAAACAUCUUGUCUGCUCUGUUGCAUUACUAUGUUGGGGAUCUCCAUAACAGCAGCAAUAAUUGCCCUCAUAUCAAGGGCUGCUCUCGCCAUGGGCACAGGAAGACCGACAUGCAGAUCAGCCUCUCGCUGUUGAGUUUUCCUCCAUCGGGAAACCAAACUCGGACCCUGGGGCAUUACUCCAUCAACAUCUCCACUGCUUUUCGGGACAUCCUUUCUUGGCAGUGGAAGAACAUUACUCAAGUCUUGAGUAAGGCAAAGCAAAACAACGACCUGCUCAUUGGAGUCAAAAUGGCCUCUGUCGGCCGGCACACCUGGAAGAACAUGCAUCCCAGCUACGAGCCGUACAUUCUCGUUUACGCGAAUGACUCUGCGAUUUCGGAGCCCGAGAGUGUCGUCUCCAGCUUGCAAGGGCACUGGAGCCCACUUCCAGCCAGCUUUCCAAAAUUAGACAGCCAUUUGAAACGCGGGCUGGGGGAACGGCGGCAAAAGCGCUCCGCCAGCGUCCUGCUGCCUCUGCAGAACAACGAGCUCCCGGGAGCCGAGUACCAGUACAGCGAAGACGAAGGUUGGGAGGAGAGGAAGCACUACAAAACGCUGCAGCCCCGGCUGGCGGAGAGGGCAAAGAACAAGAAGAAGCAGAGAAAGAACAACCACCAGAAAAGCCAGACGCUGCAGUUUGAUGAGCAGACCCUGAAAAAGGCAAGGAGGAAGCAGUGGAAUGAACCCAGAUUCUGCUCACGGCGCUACCUCAAAGUGGAUUUUGCAGAUAUUGGCUGGAGCGAAUGGAUUAUUUCCCCUAAAUCUUUUGAUGCAUAUUAUUGCUCAGGUGAAUGCCAGUUCCCGAUUCCAAAGGCCUUGAAGCCCUCCAACCAUGCAACUAUCCAAAGCAUUGUGAGAGCUGUGGGUGUGGUCUCUGGGAUUCCAGAGCCUUGCUGCGUCCCAGACAAGAUGUCAUCUCUCAGCAUCUUAUUCUUCGAUGAAAACAAGAACGUGGUACUCAAAGUCUACCCAAACAUGACAGUGGAAUCCUGCGCCUGCAGAUAAUACCCUCCCCUGCAACCCAAGAAGCCUUAUCUUAAAAAAACAAAACACCUCCUGCAUUGACUUUGUUGCUUAACAGUUCCCCCCACCUGACCCCGUUUUGCACUGCCAAUGCAUUUCAUUCUCCAAAGAUUUAUAAACAAGUAUGAAUGAAAAGGCGUGCAGGAGCCAAGAAGGAACACACCAUAGGUUACCACAAUGUGGAAGGACUAGACUGUAACUUUCUUACUGUGAGAAUAUGGUGGUGGGGGGAAUGGAAAGCUCAGCACCGGUAGAGCAAGCAACAAACCUUGCUAUUGCAAGCUAUGCAUGGGGGGGGGGGGAGAAUGAAAUCUGCAAAGAACUCAUCAAGAUGAUAUGAAGAUUGGCAGGAAGACCAUUUCGUAUAUUUCUGUACAAAGCUUUGUAAAUGGUUCAUCAAAAUUGCUGGUUUUUCAAAUCCACUCUUUUAGAAUCUAGUGGUGAAGGAGAUAUAAGAUUAUAUGUUAUGCGUCUAAAGCAAAGCUUUUCAGCCUUAGGUUACAGGAGAACUUCCCAAAGUGCUGAACAACUCAGUCGGUUCUGACUUAUGCAAAGAGCCUAAGAAAAUCUAGUGUAAGGUGUUUGUUUCCCUGUUGUGGCAUGUCAGAAGUGAUCUGUGUUUGUGUGUGCCUCUACACAGACAAGGGCUUCCUUUCACAGAGUAAUGGAAACCUUUAUGUUGCAAGCAAAAAAAUAUUUUUCCUCUUUGCAUAACUACUAAAGAUCGAUAUGCACAGGCAAGUAAAUCCACCAAAAUCCUACUCAUUGACCUAGUGCUGGUCUUUGCAGGAAAGUGGUGAAUGCGAAAGAGAAAAGUAGGGGACUCCCAGGAGGUUACCAUGGCCCUCCAGAUAUUGCUGAACUACAACCCCCAUCACCCCAUGCCAUUGGCCAUGCUUGCUGGGGCUGAUGGGAGUUGGAGGCCAGCAACAUUUGGAGGGCCAAAGGUUUCCUACACUUUCCUUGUGCAAUGGGCAGCUCCUUGCGCUGGUAGUUAAGCCCUGUCGGGUGUGAUUUAAACAUGAUCGUGUGUCUGCAUUUUUCAGCUUCCUGGUGCGAGGUUCCACGUGCUCAGUGACACACGUAUGGACCUCAUCACUAGCACUCGUGUAUGCAAUUUCAGCCUGCUAGAACCGUGUGUUCGUAAGGAAUGGAUACUUGGCAUGCUAAUGUCAUGUGUGUGCAGGUGCCUGCAAGCCAGUUGAAAGAAGAAUGUAAGAAGAACUGUGCUGGAUCAGGCCAAGGGAGUCAGCCAGAUGCUGAUGGGGAAAUCUCAAGCAGGACCUGUUCUGUCCACCUGCAAUUCUCAGGCAGGCAGCAUACAAAAUCCCUAAUGCCCAGGGCCCUGCCUGGGUCAUCCUCCCCACCCCCAAAAUGUGCUGUAUCACAUUUAGAGCAGCCCUCACUGUUUAGGAACAGAGUGCAGUCCCUCCCCAAAAUAGCACUGGCGCAAGGAGAGCGCGAGUUCACAAAAGCCAAUAAUCGAGCCGAUACAAAAUCAUAUCGUAGGUUCCAAUUACAGUCGUACCUUGUUUAGUGACCAGGAUCCGUUCUGGAGCCCCAGCCGCUGGCGGAAAGGGACGCAAGACAAAGCGCCGUGUCUGUGCAAGCGUGCGCACUGCACAUGCGCAAGUGGCAAACCUGGAAGGAACCCGUUCCGAUACUUCCGGGUUUGCCAUGGACGUUCGUCGGAACGGAUACUAGACAAGGCAGACAUUCGUGGAGGUAUUACUGUAGGGCUACAGCAAAACCACAUUUCCUUAUGUGGACCAUGAGAAGCUACAUACAUUUGGAAGAAAAACGGUUGCAUCCCAUAACAGAUGAUUUAUUCAUGGCUGCAAUGAAUUCCUGUAUCUUGCACUUCUGAGUUUCCUGCUUCGUCUUCCCUCCCUGCUAGCAAUGGCUUUCUCAUGUAAUUCUUGAUCUAGCUGUCCCUGCGCUCGUGCUACGUAUGAAAUCAUGACAGCUCAGUGACGUCCACUUUCAUAGCUUUAGAGCAAUACUGCAUAGACAUAUCGAGUGCAGCACAAGGCCGCUUAACUGCAUAUCCACGAGCUCAUCUUUAUUCAGUGGGACCAAAGACUAAGCAGUGGUUGAGUCAUUAGCCCAUGCCCUUCAGGAAUUAUAAACUAUCCAGCCUGCAAACAUAUAUCAUGGCUAGGCAAUCGGAUUAGCAGGCAAACAGUGCAUAGGUUGAGAGUUAUUUGGUCUCCUGCUUGCAGAUGAAAAAUUGGGAGUAGCAUCUGCUUUUGUCAGAGGAAGUUGGUGCUGAAUGCAAUGCGUGCAAAUGUGUGCGCUUUGAGCACACUACCUGGAAAGGCCAGCGUUUGGGAUGGACUUUGACAUAUGAUUGCCAUGCAUCUCACAGAAGAUACGAAGUGCCUUCCAGUCUCUGCCAAUAGAAGACUGUGCAUCUUUCUUUUAUUCAAGCAAAACUCUAAAGCUUGGAAUGGAGUGGAAAGCUUUCAUUUCCAGCUCAAUAGAGUUAUAUUGCAGCUUCAAAGGGUUGGUUCCUCUUGCCGGGGAGCUGACAUUAUUAAGCUAUCUCCUUUCCCAUUUUUUAAAAAAAAUUAAAAUAAGACUUUGUACAUUUUUGUUUUUAUUUUGCUUAGAAAUUGUAAUGCUUGUACAGUCGGCGUCAGUAAAGUUAAAAGGAAAAAAAAACCCCAAAGGAUAUUUGUAUAUAAAAAGAAGCUUCUAUUCAUGCCUUUAAUUUAUUUUAUGUUUGUUGCCUUCCU